CCACCAGGGGGAGCCAUGGCCCCUCCCACCCAAGAGUUGGCACCUCCCACUCCCCAAAUCUCCCCCCAACCGUGGCUCCGUUUUCUCCUCCUCCUCCUCCUCCUCCUCCUCUGCCUUCUCUGCCUUCUCCUCCAGGGCCAUCUCCUCAGCUCCACAGCACAUCCCGCCCGGAGCAGUUCUGGGGGCCAGGAGGCCAUGGGGGGGCCACCCCCGGGCUUCCGGCCCUCAGGCUGGGUCCACUUGCUCCACCAGGUACCCCACACCAACUUUCAGCUCCGACCUGUGGCCAGCACCUUUGCCCCCCAGGAACAGGACUAUCAGCAGGCCUUGCUGCUGGUAGCAGCUUUGGCUGGGCUGGGCCUGGCUGUGAACCUACUUGUUCUGGGACUCUACCUACUACGAUCGUGCUGUCGUUGCCGCAGGCCCAAGGCUGGUCCCCCUGAGGUCUCAGGGUCUCCAGAUGGAGGAGGCUGUGUCACCUGGAGCUGUGUGGCUGCCCUUCUCCUUGGCUGUGCUGGUAUCGGGCUUGGUUUCUAUGGCAACAGUGAGACCAGCGAUGGGGUGUCCCAGCUCAGCUUCUCCCUCCUGCAUGCCAACCAUACGCUCAGCUCCAUUGACCGGCUGGUUUCAGAGACAGUGGAACGACUGGGCUCAGCGGUUAGGUCUGAGCUGACAACUCUGGAGGAGGUGAUGAGCCCACGGACAGAGCUGGUGGCAGCUGCCCGGGGUGCCCGGAGGCAGGCUGAGGCUGUGGCCCAGCAGCUGGGGGAGCUGGCUUUCUGGAGGGGUGUGCCCCUGAGCCCAAUUCGGGUGGCUGAAAGUGUCUCCUUUGUGGAGGAGUACAGGUGGUUGGCCUACAUUCUUCUCCUCCUCCUCGAUCUCCUUGUCUGCCUCUUUACACUCCUUGGGCUGGCUAAGCAAAGCAAAUGGCUUGUGAUCGUCAUGACAGUCAUGAGCCUGCUGGUUCUUGUGCUGAGCUGGGGAUCCAUGGGGCUAGAGGCAGCUGCUGCUGUGGGUCUCAGUGAUUUUUGCUCCAGUCCUGACCCCUAUGUCUUGAACCUGACUAGGGCAGAAACUGGCCUAAAUCCAGAAAUCCUCCACUAUUACUUCCUUUGCAACCAGGUGGUUUCCAAUCCCUUCCAAGAGAGGCUGACCUUGUCCCAGCGAUCUCUGGCCAGCAUCUACUCCCAGCUCCAAGGGCUGGAACGCGAGGCGGUUCCCCAGUUCCCAGCGGCCCAGAAGCCGCUGUUGGCCCUGGAAGAGAUGCUGAACGUGACGGAGGGGAACUUCCACCAGCUGGUGGCGCUGCUGCACUGCCGGGGGCUGCACAAGGACUAUGGGGCAGCAUUGCGGGGCUUGUGUGAGGACUCCAUGGAGGGUCUCCUCUUCCUGCUCCUCUUCUCCCUGCUGUCUGCCCUGGCUCUGGCCACGGCUUUGUGCAGCCUGCCUGGCGCCUGGGCCCACUUCCCACCCAGUGACGAGUACGACGACCCAGAAGAUGACGAUCCCUUCAACCCUCAGGAAUCAAAACGCUUUGUCCAGUGGCAGUCGUCCAUCUGAGACUCCCUCCUUGGGCUGGGUCUGCUACCCCCACCUCUGGAACCGCCCAUCCGCCAGAGAAGUUUCCCCUUCCCUACCAGGAUUCUUCUAGCUAAGAUGACUAACACUGCCAUACUCUGCCUGGCUCAGGAGACUCUCAAUCCUUCUCCUUCUUUCUGCCCCGAGGACAUGACCAGAAGAUAUUUCCCUGUCCUCCCUAACCAACGUUCAAGGCUUGGGUCCAGGGAUCCCAGCCAGGGUGAGAACCAGGAAGCUCGGGGCCCUCCCAGGAGCAGCUGCCCCGGAGGACCUCCCCUGGCCCAUUCCCUCCAGCCCCUGGGCCCAGAGCUCCUUGUGCUUAGAGCCAGCACCUCUAACUCAGAUUUGAAAUAAAGAAGACGACUUUAUUUUA
Molecule: messenger RNA, 1951 nt
Organism: Dromiciops gliroides (monito del monte)
Lineage: Eukaryota; Metazoa; Chordata; Mammalia; Microbiotheria; Microbiotheriidae
Gene: TTYH1
Product: tweety family member 1
Exons: 14
Coding region: 16-1560 (514 amino acids)
Cellular component (GO): smooth endoplasmic reticulum membrane; plasma membrane
Molecular function (GO): volume-sensitive chloride channel activity; intracellularly calcium-gated chloride channel activity
Source: RefSeq, a predicted model, not a curated record